AGAAAAAGAAAAAACUCAUUUUCUCCAAUAGUAAGAAAAAAAAACUUAAGACGUACGGUGAAAGUUUAAGCAUUUUAACUAUAUUGCUACUUUUUACCUGCUCUCAACUCAUUAUAGUUUCAAUCAUCACAAUAUAAAACAUACCAAAAUCCAUAGCAUGAUACUUCUUAAGACCUUUUACAUGAUAUCCAAUAGUAAGAAAAAAAAAACCUAGUUGAUCUUAUGACACACAUGAAAACAAUCAAAUAAAUCGAGCCAUACAUGCAUAUUAGGAGAUUCACCUAGCUUUACAUCACUCAUUUCUUACACCUCUUUUGUUACAAACAAUAAAUUCGUUCUUCCAAAUGUGAUUUAUCAAUUUUAACCUGACUUAUCACGAAUUUAGCUGAUAAUCCUAUUCUACUUCCAUUUAAUUGGAUAAAGAAUCUUUGCGGUGGUAUUCUCAAGGUGGGCACUCCAACAAAAAUGGGGACAAGCACUCGAUGCCAUUGUUUCAAACCUUGGUCGUCUCUGAAUUUUCCUUAGCAGCUUCCUUUUACAGAUAAAAUAUCAAUCAACUUUUUAGAUUUGAAAAUUUGAAACGAAAGGCUUAGUGAUUAAAUACCAGUUCAAAAUAAAUUCAUUUUACAUGGAAUUGUACCAUGUGGUGCCGGCAUGGAAUAGAUAAAAGAUAAAUAACCAUGGGCAUUUUGUUUAUCUCUACCUCACAUUUCCAACUUCAUUAAGAAUAUGGCAAUUUUAAACAAAAUAAGAAUAUAAAAUCACAUCCACAAUUACUAGCUCGGUCCUCUCUCGACGUCUUUCACACGUUUCUAAUUCUGUUUCAACUCAAUCAUUAUCUUUUAAGUGAUUUAUCGAAUUCCAAUUUUCAAUAACCAAAUAAGCAACCGGACGUAUGCUUUAAAUUUUUAAUUGAACGCAAUAUACUUGUACACAUAUUCUUAUAGCCCAAUUGAAAAACGCACACGUUACUCGUGAGUGGAUCAAGCCAACAGGUUUGACUUGAAUAGGGUGAGGUCCAAAAGAAGAUAAGGCGAGGACUAAAAACAUCUGCAACUGCUCCUAGUCAAUCAAUUACUAAUUAAUUAAAGAUUUCAUGUUCAAUUUUUUCUUGCUUGGUAACAGAUUCAUGUUCAUACUUGUUCAUAGAGAUUAGUUCGUCGAUCCUUUUAUGCAGCAGAAUAGCAUCUUUCAUUCCAACUUCAUUCCCUUUUUUCACUUUCAAUUCAUGUUCAAGAAGGUUUCUAUGUGUCAUGAAUUCAUAAUUCAAAAGCCUUUUGGACGUUACCUCUAAUAGUAAGCCCAGGCACUUCAUUCCCUUCUUUUCUAUUUUUUUGCCUAAAUCAUCUUUUAUUUUUUUGAAUAUUUUGCAUACUUCUAUUUUCAUUGGUUUACUGACUUUUCAAGAGCUGAAUGAUAUGCCAACAAAAUUGUAAUAAAAAAAUGGCCCGGAAAAGAACUCAAGGAUAGUGUACAAGUAUUUCAUAUAUCAUUAGUAACUUAAUACUAACGUGUCAUGCUCAUUUGGUGUCAUUUAACAAAUUAUAGCUCUAUUUUGUGGACAAUAUAUCAAUCGAUAAUUUAAAUUUGAAAGUUUGAAGUGAACAGCUCGGUAACAUGGUAUCAUAAAUUUGUCCUAUUUAAAAUUAUUGGCAUGUGGGGCCAGCACGAAAUAAAUAAGAGAGAAAUGACAACGACCAUUUGUUCAUCUCUACCUCGCAUUUCCAAUUUCAUUAAGAAUACUUUAAAUAAAAUUAAAAUAUUAAAUCACCAAAUUUGAACCAAAACAUAAAAGAAGUGAAGCAACCGACCUGAAACGAAUAGAGAAGCAACAUUCACACAAAAAGAGAAAAGAACAUAGGAGAGAGAGAGAGAGAGAGAGAGAGAGAGAGAGAGAGAGAGAGAGAGAGAGAGAGAGAGAGAGAGAGAGAGAGAACAAAAAAAAAUCAAGUGAAUCAUGAAAUUUCAAAGACUUUGGACAUUCUUUUUUUUUCGUUGUUUUUGUGAGCGAUCAUGUUACUAAAGAUACAGUUGACAAUUUAUGUCGUGUCAUAUUAAUUGUGUCAUGUCGAGUUAGGAUAUAACACAAAUAUGGCAAAACCUGAACAAGAAAUGUUUAGUAAACGCGUUGAAUUGCCACAAUACAAACACGACACUUUUAAUAAAGAAGGUCAGAUGACACAACAUGACAAAUGCGAUUAUUAAACAUGUCACCAUAUGAAAUGUCAACAUGACACCAUGCAGUAUGCUAACCUGUGUACAUGCAAAAAGACACAACACAUUGCGUUACAUCUAAAGCAAAGAGCAACAUUGCUCCCCGUGAUAUUCUAAUUACUAGUGAGACGCAGCCUUUUGUAUUAACAUUAAUCCUAUUUAAGAGUCAUAAAAUUUUAUCACACAAAAAGCCCCAAAUUUCAAACAAACUAAAGCCAUAAAUUUCAAAUUCUAAAAAUUAAGAAAAAAAAAAAAAGCAAACCACGAAAGAAGAGAGGGAAAGUUAAAAUCAAUAUAUGUUGGGAUACAUGUUGGGUGGAAAUGAUGUAAAUGGAACUUAAUUUCUUUGAUAGACUUAAUUAUCCUUCAUUUUAUUCACUUUUAAAAGGAAGUAAGGCCAAUUUUGUAAGAAAAGUGCAAUUUUUGCAUUACCUCUCAUUUCUAUGCACUUUUAGAAAGAAAUAAAAUGUGGGCCCAAAAGGAAGUAUUUCCCUUUCAUUUAGAAUGAUUUUCAUCGACUUCCUUCAUAAUUUAAACAGCUGAGUAAUUUGAAAAUUUUUCGUCGAUUAAUAGUUUAAUUUUACAUAUCAGCGAUGCUUGAAACUUGAAUCCUGCCAAAUUAAAAACGUGAUUGAUAAAAAUUUCCUCCAAUUAGGAAAGUGCACACAUCUAGAGGAUGAGGUUUAUUGGGCAACAAUCAAACGACACUACAUAAGUUUGGUCAAUGGAAAUGCGAUUAGACAGAAGGGGUUGUGAAAAUGAGGCGGUGGAGAUAGUUAGGGUUGUUUAUAUAUUAGGCUAAAAAUAAUAAGAGUAAGGUCUCGGAUUAUGAUAAGGAUUAGGCAUUGUGUGAGCUUAUAUUCAGAAGAAGAUGCUUCCAUGGAUUUUGUACAUAAUUUGAAUAUCUUAGGUGUGAACUGAAAGAAUCUGUCUUUAAAUAUGAUAGACGUGCGUAAAGUUAUGUAGUUGUUCAAAUGUGUUUUAAGGAAGUCGACUAAUUACACUUCAAUAUGUUUAAUUUCAAAUGUGUUUCUGAAGAAGUAAAUGAUGGGGGCUUUUUGGGGGCCUCUUCACGGCCACCUAAUAUUCCGCAGUGAAACAACGUCAGCUAACUCAACUGAAGGCCUUUCUCAGGAACACGAACCUUCUUCAGCAUUGCCUAGGGGGGAAAUUGACGUCCACGUUAUCCAGAGUGGACCAAGCCAACAAGCAUUUGCAGAAAAGCAUCCUAAAAGGAUAUUUCAUUGUUCAUCAAUCCUUUUAAGCAGCAGAAAAGCAUCUUUUCGUUUUAACUUUCCCCCUGAGAUCACCAUGGACAAAGGGCAGAGUCAGAGAAAGAGAGCAGAGGAAGAGAGCAUUGAGGGAGCAUCCACUUCUUCAUUCAUCUCUCCGGUACCCACAGAUGUAGGCAGCGGUCAAUACGACGUGUUCUUAAGCUUUAGAGGCUCGGAUACCCGCAAGGCAUUCACUGAUCACCUCUACCAUAGUUUGAUCAAGGCAGGGACUGUACCGAUUUGCGUGUUCAGGGACGAUAACAGCAUACCAAUUGGUGAGGAUUUUGGAUUAGAGAUUCUUGAUGCCAUCACACGGUCUAAAAUUUCGAUCCCCAUCAUCUCUGAAAAUUAUGCUUCGAGCAAAUGGUGCCUCCGUGAGCUCAUUCAUAUCAUGGACCGCAAGAAGAGCACAUCACACAUAGUGUUGCCCAUCUUUUACAAAGUGGACCCAUCAGAUGUGCGGUAUUUAAAAGGAAGUUUUGGGGAGGCAUUCCAUUCGCGUAAAAAGCAUUUUGAUGAGAAGGAUAUUCAGGAAGGGCAGCGAGCACUUAGAGAAGUGAGUGACUUGCAUGGAUGGGAAUCCGAGAAAGUUGCUAACGGGCAUGAAGGAGAAUUAGUGGAAAAAGUUAAGAAAAAGGUUCUGAGCGAGUUGCAACAAGAUUUUCAUCUUGAUGUUAGUAAGCGCUUAGUUGGAAUUGGUGAUCAUGUGAGCAAAAUCAGGAAUUGGGUAGACACUCCUACCACUAAUGCUCGAAUGAUUGGAAUCUAUGGCAUGGGCGGGAUCGGAAAAACGACACUUGCCAAGGUAAUCUAUAACCGGCUGUCGAAUGACUUUGUGCAUCGCAGCUUCCUUGCAGAUAUUCGAGAAACAGCUUGCCGCAACAGUAUUCCUUAUUUACAAAAGCAACUAAUUAAGGAAAUUCUGCAAAUCGAACUUGAAGUUUGGAAUGUUGACGUUGGAAUUAAUAUAAUCAAAUCAAGAUUCAAAGGAAAAAAGGUCCUCAUUCUUCUGGAUGAUAUAGAUGCCAACGAUCAACUAGAUGCACUGGCUAGGGAGUGUAAUUGGUUUAUGGCAGGAAGUAUCAUCAUUGUUACAACUAGAAAUGAAGCCGUUCUUGAUCAAUCUGAAUUCGAGGUAGUCUACAAGUAUGAAUUGAAUGAAUUGGAUGAGGAGCAUGCUUUGCUUCUGUUUAACAGACACGCAUUUCGUACGGACCAUUCUUUGAGGGAUUUUGAGGGUGUAUCUCGUGAUAUCAUAUCCACCAUGGGUGGGCUUCCCUUGGCACUUGAAGUCGUUGGUUCAUACUUGUAUAAAAAAACGAAUCGAAAAGUAUGGGAAGAUGUGCAGAAGCAAUUAAAAAGCCAACCACAUAGAGAUGUCCAAAAGAUAUUGCGAAUAAGUUACGAUGCAUUAGAAGAUGGACAUAAACAUAUUUUUCUUGAUAUUGUUUGUUUCUUUAUUGGAGAAGAGAGCAGUAAGGAAACGCGCAAGUAUGCCAUGUACAUGUGGGAGGACUGUGGGUUUUAUCCAAGUCAAGGAAUUGAAGAGUUAAAGUUGAGGUGCUUAAUUAAAAUUGGAGAUAAUGGUAAGUUUAUGAUACAUGAUCAACUGAUAGAUCUUGGAAGGAGUAUUUUUUGCCAAGAACAACUGCUUGAGAAACGUAGUGGGCCAUGGGACCGCGACUACAAUGGAAUCACAAGAGUACUAGGACAUCGAUGGGUAAAAUAUGCACUCCUUUCUUUUUCUCUCCCUCUUAUUUUAAUAUAUUUAAUAUGAUCUAUCCUAAUAUUU
Syzygium oleosum is the source of this 5280-nucleotide messenger RNA. RefSeq names its product disease resistance protein L6-like. Gene Ontology annotation, biological process: signal transduction; defense response. The coding region runs from base 3259 to 5265 and encodes 668 amino acids. Gene Ontology annotation, molecular function: ADP binding. The record is from RefSeq and is a predicted model, not a curated record. The transcript has 2 exons. NCBI's taxonomy places the organism in Eukaryota, Viridiplantae, Streptophyta, Magnoliopsida, Myrtales, Myrtaceae.